AUGCGGAAGUGCUUGCGAACAUUUCUCAAUCCAAAGGAUUUUUACGCCGCCCAGCGGCCAGUGUUGCGUGUUUCCUUCUUAGUCGGUAUGACACCGUUUACGGUCGUGAAGGGACCGACGGAGCUGAUGAUGCUGCGCUGCACACCAUUUGGCUACAUCAAUUCCAGCGUGCACGUGAUCCUGUUCUGUAGUUGCUACGUGAAUGCACUACUUAACGGGGAAACCAUAACGCGAUUUUUCUUUCGCACCGACAUCAGCACGUUGGGCGAUGUGUUGCAGUUUACCAUCGGCAUCACAGCACUUUUCAUGACAUUCUUCUGCAGCAUUUUCCAACGGAACAAGCUGAUCAAGUCGUUCCACGCGUUGGCUAGCAUCGAUCGACGCUUCAAGGAAAUCGGCAUGGAAACAAACUACAAGAGCACGCUGCACUACAACCUGCUGGUGAUGUGCACCAAAGUGAUUAUCACUUCGCUGUAUUUGGUCGUGUGCCUAACCGUGUUUAUCUCCUCCAACACGUACCCCAGUGUAACCACGUGGAUGGCAUUUCUGCUACCCUAUUUCAUGAUGUCGAUGGUGAUCGUGCUAUUCCUGUGCUUUGUCAAUCAAACCAAGCAUCGAUUUCAUCUACUGAACAAGGUGUUGAAACACCUCAGACAGGCCGCGUUGGAAAAGAGAAUCUCACCCCAACGACGACCCAGCUACUGGCAUGCGAUCAAGAUACAGCGUCCACUAGGUAUCGCGUCCGUUUACUCCAACAAUGACAAAUCUAUGCCGGACGUUGUUUCCACCGUGGCCGAAAUACAGGACGCGUUAUGCGAAGCGUGUAGCUGCGCCGAAGACUACUUUACGAUCCAAAUGCUAACCAUCGUCACGAUCGUGUUUGUAAUCAUCGUGUUCAAUUCGUACUACGUGCUGGACGCGUUGCUCGGAUCCACCUCGCGCGACACACCCUUCUCCAAGGGUCAGUUUGCGAUGUUUUUCCUCUGCCAAGCCAUGGUGUACGGGUUCGGGGUGUUUAACAUCGUGUACGGGAGCAGCUCAUUAAUGCAAGAGAACGACAACAUUGGCUCUAACGUUCACAAGCUGCUUAACGCGUCUGCCGGAGCGGACAGUGAGCUGGCGGGAAAAUUGAUGCAACUAUCGCUACAAAUGGUACACCGCAAAGUACGCUUUUCCGCUUGCGGACUGUUUAGUCUGGAUUUUUCACUUAUUUUUACACUCGUCGGAGCAGCGACUACAUAUUUGGUCAUAUUGAUCCAGUACGAGUUAAGCAUGGACGAGAGUAAACACGAAACUAUAGCCAGGGCGUUUCUAGGAAAUGAAACAUGGUAA
Anopheles maculipalpis is the source of this 1332-nucleotide messenger RNA. RefSeq names its product putative gustatory receptor 28b (gene Gr28b). The transcript has 2 exons. The record is from RefSeq and is a predicted model, not a curated record. Bases 1 to 1332 code for a protein of 443 amino acids. Gene Ontology annotation, biological process: sensory perception of taste. Gene Ontology annotation, cellular component: dendrite; neuronal cell body; membrane. NCBI's taxonomy places the organism in Eukaryota, Metazoa, Arthropoda, Insecta, Diptera, Culicidae.